Messenger RNA from Perkinsus marinus ATCC 50983, 208 nucleotides. RefSeq lists its product as hypothetical. The record is from RefSeq and is a predicted model, not a curated record. The transcript has a single exon. NCBI's taxonomy places the organism in Eukaryota, Perkinsozoa, Perkinsida, Perkinsidae. The annotation marks the transcript as partial.
GGAUUGUUACGCCGACAAGCGACUAGAGAUUUAUGAAGAGAUGGCACUUGAAGAUGAGCCACUUUUGAUGGAUGCACUUGCUGAUGCUAUCAGCUUCACUAAUCUGGCGAGGAACGCUUAUCUGCUCUCCGCCUUUAAGAAAAUUGCCGCACUAUACGGCCGAAUGCGACCCCAUGCUGAGGCCAUCCGAUCGAUCAGGGAAGGAAAA